Messenger RNA from Sphaerodactylus townsendi, 1228 nucleotides. RefSeq names its product MAGUK p55 scaffold protein 4 (gene MPP4). Lineage: Eukaryota; Metazoa; Chordata; Lepidosauria; Squamata; Sphaerodactylidae. The transcript is spliced from 11 exons. Gene Ontology annotation, cellular component: plasma membrane; adherens junction. Bases 58 to 948 code for a protein of 296 amino acids. The record is from RefSeq and is a predicted model, not a curated record.
CUCACUGCUUCCAUGGAUCUGCUCUGACUAGUGAGUACUGUGGAAGAAGAAGAUGACAUGCAGAUUGAUGAGAAGUGUGUUGAAACAGAUGAGGAAACUUUUGAGUCUGAGGAGCUUAAAGAAGAAGAAGAAGAAUUCACUGGAUCUGGCCAGCGGGUCUUUGUUGCUGGCUUCCGUAGAAGUAUGCGCCUGUGCCGCAGGAAAGCACGAAACAGUCACUUACCAUGUUAUGCCCGGUGUCCAAGCGGCUGCUACAGUGCUGUAGCAGCACCUUAUGAAGAGGUGGUGAGAUACCAAAGACACCCAGGGGAUCGGAACAGACUAAUUGUGCUUGUGGGUCCUUCAGGUGUUGGAGUGAAUGAACUACGGCGGCGGCUUAUUGGUGUAAAUCCCUAUCAGUUUCAAAGUGCAGUGCCACAUACAACUCGUUCUCAGAAGAGCUAUGAAGAGAACGGUAGAGAAUACCACUAUGUAUCAAGGGAAACGUUUGAAAACAUGGUGUAUAGUCACAGAAUGUUGGAAUACGGAGAGUACAAAGGAAAUCUUUAUGGCACAAGCACUGAUGCUGUACGUACAGUGCAUGACGAAGGGAAGAUCUGUAUCAUAGAUUUAGAGCCUCAGAAUAUCCCACUGGCUCGCACUCAUGAACUGAAACCCUACAUUAUAUUUAUUAAGCCAUCGAGUGUGAGUUGCAUGAAGCAAUCUCGGAAAAACGCCAGGUUUAUCACAGACUAUUAUGUGAACAUGAAGUUUAAGGAAGAAGAUCUGCAGGAAAUGGAGGAGUCAGCUAAGAAAAUGGAGGUUCAGUUUGGACAGUUCUUUGACCAUGUGAUUGUGAACGAUAACUUAGAGGAGGCCUGCGUGCAGCUGAUGUCUGCUGUCCGUCGAGCACAAGAUGAACCUCAGUGGGUUCCUGCGACGUGGAUAUGUUCAGACAAUCAGUCAUAAUUCUCAGGGCUAAGCAGCCUCACAAAGAUCAUAGUUCCUGCUUCCCUGUGACAAUAAUCCCAAUGCUAGGCUUCAAAGAAAAAGUGUUUAUGCGCAGGGAAUUUGGAGAGGAUUAGACAAACCACGGUUACAAGAUGUAAUCCUAUUGUCUUCUGUGGCAUUCCCCAAGCAUUGUAUGUUCAGUUGACAUUACUUUUGUACAAAAAAGAUGGUUGCACUGUAGUUUCUCAGACUAUUGUUUUAAUUGUUAAGGAAAAUAAAAGGGAUUUAUUUUGCUGAA